Messenger RNA from Vigna radiata var. radiata (mung bean), 1085 nucleotides. RefSeq lists its product as uncharacterized. NCBI's taxonomy places the organism in Eukaryota, Viridiplantae, Streptophyta, Magnoliopsida, Fabales, Fabaceae. The record is from RefSeq and is a predicted model, not a curated record. The transcript is spliced from 3 exons. The coding region runs from base 42 to 857 and encodes 271 amino acids.
UCGGGAAGCCCUUUAUCACUUCCAUUGUGAAUAGUGAUGACAUGGUGCCAACAUUGUCAGCUUCUUCUGUCCAUGAUUUCAUUCACGAGGUUAAGAUUAAGCGUAAAAAGUUGAUUACUUCUGCUUACAACGCAAUUGGAUCUCGCGUACCAUUUGCAAAAGCCAUUGCGGAUCGUGCAGUAUCCCGUGGCACUGAGGUUGUGAUGAAUAGUAAACAAAGAACUCGGUCACUGAUAAGCUGGACACGAAAAGAGAAAACUUCGGCAUUGACAAGUUCUAAAUCAGCAAACAUGGCUGAAGCCACUGAAUCAUUAGACAAAAGUUAUGAAGCGAGUGAAGAGUUAAUAAUCUCCGAGUUUACGAGUGAUGAGGAGGACGGAUCUAAAUCCACCAGUGAAGGAUCUGAUAAUGAUGGCCUGGAUGAAGAAGAGGAGCAAAAAAUUUCUGCUACUGACAACACUGCUACCGAUGAAUUGAAUGAAUAUUUGAAGGAGCUUCAAGUGGAGGAAGAGGAUGAUAAUCCUAACAUUAAUGGUGGCAAGGAAAAAGAAGCAGAAAUGAAAUAUGAGGGUGUUCGUAUUGAAGAAAGAGCAGGUAGUACAGAGGCAACAUCAGAGAAGCCUGCUAAACAUCAUCUUUAUCCAUCAGGAAGGAUCUUGCAUCUUGUCCCUGUACCUUCUUCUGAAAAUUCUGAUGAUGAGAAACGUGUCGUCUUGUAUGAAACGCCCAGAGAGAUGUAUGGAAAACUCCGACUUUCAAUAAGGAUGAUACUUGAUCAUUCAACAAAAAGGUAUCUGAAGGUGCUACAACAAUUAAUCAAUCAACUAGAGAAAGAGAAGUCCCAUUAUGGUGCAUGAUAAGCCAAAAAAAUGGAUGUGAAACGUUCAAGAAGCUAAAUUAGGUUCUUUAUGCUUGUUUUUGUUGAGUGUGUUGCAGCUGUAAUAAGUCUUAUUCUGACACUUUUAUGUGUAAGUUUGUUGGCUGGUGAGGUUCGUGAUACUUAUGUUUUUCCAGUAUGAGAAAUAACUGAAUGGUUUUUCCAAAUUUUCCAGCGGUUCUGUUCAUCGCUAAACAAUUGGUUUCUA